This is a messenger RNA of Emys orbicularis (European pond turtle), 1664 nucleotides long. RefSeq names its product S-phase kinase associated protein 2 (gene SKP2). Gene Ontology annotation, molecular function: protein binding. The transcript is spliced from 10 exons. Gene Ontology annotation, biological process: SCF-dependent proteasomal ubiquitin-dependent protein catabolic process; regulation of cell cycle; G2/M transition of mitotic cell cycle. Lineage: Eukaryota; Metazoa; Chordata; Testudines; Emydidae. The coding region runs from base 117 to 1397 and encodes 426 amino acids. The record is from RefSeq and is a predicted model, not a curated record. Gene Ontology annotation, cellular component: nucleus; SCF ubiquitin ligase complex; cytosol.
UUACCCCGGCCGCGCUCAGUUCGGUGGUGCUGCUGCUGCUGCGCAGAGAGGAGGCGCGGGAAGGGACGGUCGCUCCUGCUGCGAGUUAGUGCGGGGACCAAGGCUCCUAGCGUCUAAUGCCUCUGCGCCAGGCCACCAUGCACAGGAGACAUCUCCAGGAAAUCCCAGCUUCAGACAGCAAUGUUUCCACAAGCUUCACAUGGUCAUGGGACCCCACCAAGACAUCAGAGCUACUCUCAGGCAUGGGAGUGUCUGUCCUUAAGAAAGAGAAGCUGGGCAGUGAGAACACCCCUCAGGAGCUGCUAGUGUCUCUUUAUCCUCCUCAGAAACGACAGAAAGUGAAAGAGAAGGACAAGGACUUUGUGAUUGCACGCAGGCCUAGGCUGCUCCGAGAGACAGAGUCAGGUAUUUCUUGGGAUGCACUGCCAGAUGAAUUGCUAUUGGGGAUCUUUGCAUACUUACCCCUAGCUGACCUGUUAAAAGUUUCCCAGAUUUGCAAGAGGUGGCAACGCCUAGCGUUUGAUGAAUCGCUGUGGCAGACCCUUGAUCUGACUGGUAAAAAUCUACUGCCAGGAGUGAUUGGGCAGUUGCUCCCUGUGGGUGUAACUGUAUUCCGUUGUCCAAGAUCCUGUAUUGGGAAACCACUGUUUAAAAACAACCGACCUCUUAGAGUGCAACAUAUGGACAUGUCCAACUGCACAAUAAAUGUUGCAGAUCUCCAUACUAUUCUUUGUCGUUGUGAUCGACUACAGAACCUCAGCUUGGAAGGACUGGUGCUUUCUGAUGAUAUCGUUAGAAGCAUCGCUCAGAAUUCCAGUUUGGUGCGAUUAAAUCUCUCUGGAUGUUCUGAAUUUUCUGCAGAAGCAUUGGAGAUGAUGUUGAUCAGCUGUUCUGGAUUAGAAGAGCUAAACUUGUCCUGGUGUGACUUCACAACUGAUCACAUUAAAGCAGCAGUCAACCACAUUUCUACAAAUGUAACCCAACUAAAUUUUAGCGGAUACAGACAAAAUCUACAGAUAUCAGAUAUCAAGACAUUGGUGACAAGAUGCCCGUAUCUCAUCCAGUUAGAUUUAAGUGACAGUGCAAUGUUGAAGCCUGAAUGUUUUCAAUAUUUUCAUCAGCUCAUCUGCCUACAGCAUUUGUCUCUUAGUAGAUGUUAUCAGAUAUCUCCUGCUGACUUACUUGAGCUUGGUGAAAUUCCCACACUAAAGACUCUUCAAGUUUUUGGAAUAGUGACUGACAAUUCCCUACAGCUCCUAAAAGAAACGCUUCCCCACAUAAAGAUCAAUUGUUCGCAUUUUACAACCAUUGCACGGCCAACUGUUGGCAGCAAAAAGAACCAGGAGAUCUGGGGCAUCAAAUGCAGACUGACACUGAGAAAUUCUAGUGGUUUGUGAUGCAGCGUUUGCUGGAUAUUUCCUUUUGUUGUCACCAAGCGUGGUGUGCUUCCUCAAGAAACCCAAACACUGGAGCAUCACUCUAGGUCUUCUUGUAAAAAAGUGUUUUAACUUGGUCUUGUGCUAUAAUUUACUUUCAUAAGUAUAUUUUUAUAUUGUCCUUCUCUUACUGUGUCCAGAAAUCCAAUCAGGUAUGAGUAAUUGUAAGCAUUUUAAAAGUCAAUCUUGCUUUUGCAAAAAUCUUUCUAAAAGCAAGUGACUAUUGCA